Suncus etruscus (white-toothed pygmy shrew) is the source of this 744-nucleotide messenger RNA. RefSeq names its product lymphotoxin beta (gene LTB). Gene Ontology annotation, molecular function: tumor necrosis factor receptor binding; CD40 receptor binding. Gene Ontology annotation, biological process: immune response. The record is from RefSeq and is a predicted model, not a curated record. Bases 1 to 744 code for a protein of 247 amino acids. Gene Ontology annotation, cellular component: membrane. The transcript has 4 exons. Lineage: Eukaryota; Metazoa; Chordata; Mammalia; Eulipotyphla; Soricidae.
AUGGGGGCACUGGGGCCUGAGGGCUGGAGGAGGCAGCCCCAAGGCAAGGGCUGCCUCCUGCUGGUUGUGGCAGGAGUCACUUCUCUGGUGACCCUGCUCGUGGCUGUGCCUAUCACGGUGCUGGCUGUGCUGCUCGUGGUGCCCCCGCAGCAAGGAGGGCUGGUAACGGACACUGAUGACCAUGGGGGACAAACACAGAAACAACUGGGAACUCAGCAGCUGUCAGAGGAGAAGGCUUUGAAACCAGAUCUCGACCACAGGCUCCCAGCCGCCCACCUCAUCGGUAAGCCCGGGAACCCCCAUCGAGUGGGCUGGGAGGCGGAGAGGGAAGCGGCCUUCGUGCGCAGCGGGGCGCGCUUCUCGGGCGCCGACGGGCUGGUGCUGCCCCGGGACGGCCUCUACUACCUCUACUGUCACGUCGGCUACCGGGGCCGAGCGCCUCCUGCGGGCCAGGACCGCCAGCGCCGGCCGCUCACGCUCUUCAGCCGCCUGUACCGCGCGGGCCGCGCCUACGGGGACGGGAGCCCCGAGCUGCUGCUCCAGGGCGCCGAGAGCGUCGUCUCCGCGGACCCGGCGCAGUGCCACGAGUGGGCCGCGAGCGGGGCCCCCUGGUACACGAGCGUGGGCUUCGGGGGCCUGGUGCAUCUGCGGAGGGGCGAGCGGGUGUACGUCAACAUCAGUCACCCCGGCAUGGUGGACUACAGGCGCGGCAAGACCUUCUUCGGGGCCGUGAUGGUGGGGUGA